AUUAUUGGAUUUAGUUUUCAUUUAUUCCAAUUAAAAAUUCUGAAACAAUAUGCGUGUUGAAAUACAAAAAUAAACAAGUCUGGAAAUGGACAUAAAGCAAGGCGACUGUGGAAUUUAGAAAGAACGAGCUUUUGCUGUGCGCGUGAACGCAUCACCGGCGGUGAGCGUGGCAGUGAGAACCGAGGAGAGGAUGAAGGAGGAGGAGGAGGAGGAAGAAGCAGCAUGAAGCGUCCAGCCGCCACCUAGGCUCAAACACGGCUUCCCUGGUUGUCUCGCAAGGGAUGCAAGAUGGAGGCGAACCAGCACUUUCUUUGCGGGGUGGUGGAAGGUUUCUAUGGGAGGCCUUGGUCUAUGGACCAGAGGAGAUUUCUCUUCCAGUGGAUGCAGAAUUGGGGUUUAAACACUUACCUGUAUGGUCCAAAAGAUGACCUGAAGCAUAGAUUGUUGUGGAGAGAAGUCUAUUCACCUGAAGAGGAAGGUCAACUGCGCACUCUUAUCACGGAGGCCCAAUCGAGAGGCCUAAGGUUCGUUUACGCCCUCUCUCCCGGUCAGGACAUCGUCUUCUCGUCCUCCUGUGACCUGACUCUCCUGAAACGCAAGCUGAGACAAGUGUCUGACCUCGGUUGCCAGGCCUUCGCCAUCCUGUUCGACGACAUCGAUCACUCCUUGUGUCAGGCUGACAGUGAGGCCUUCUCUUCAUUCGCACAUGCUCAGGUCACCGUAACCAAUGAGAUUUACCGCUUCUUGGGGGAGCCGCCCGUCUUCCUGUUCUGCCCCACAGAGUACUGCAGUUCUCUGUGUUCCCCCAGCGUGCAGAAGUCUCCUUACCUGCAGACUGUUGGCGAGGACUUGCUUCCCAACAUCACAGUAAUAUGGACAGGUAGCAAGGUCAUCUCUCGGGAGCUUUGUGUGGACCGCCUGGCCGAGGUGGAGUCCGUCCUUCAGCGCCCGCCGCUCAUCUGGGACAACCUGCACGCCAACGACUACGACUCCCGCCGGCUCUUCCUGGGUCCAUUCAAGGGCCGCGAGCCUUGGCUGAGAGGCCACCUGAGGGGCCUUCUCCUCAAUCCCAACUGCGAGUUUGAGGCCAACUACAUCCCGCUGCACACGCUGGCAAGUUGGUACAGAGCUGGAAGCCAGGAGAGCAAAGAUGAGGAGACAGAUUAUUGUCCCGACAGAGCUUUGUCUGCUGCCUUACACGACUGGAUGGAAGAACUCAACCAACCUCUACAAGCAGGUCGGCAGCGCGCACGAGCAGAGCAGCGCAGUUCCCGAUCCAAAACCCCGGACGGAUCCGACUGCACCGCCACCUUUCGAGGGGCCUCUGUGGUGGCCAAACUCCCCGUGUUCCCCCUCAACUCAAGCUCUCCCCCUCCCUCACCCACUAAGAGCAAAGGGGAGAGGGAGGUCCAAGAGGGCGGGAAACGGCAGCCGGGUCAAGCCGACAACCGAGCGCCGGCAUCCAGGUCCGGCGCUCCUUCAGGGGGAGGCCAUGGACAUAAGGCCCGUGGUCGAGGUCACUCCGGUGGGAAGGGCCUUCUGAGCGAAUCCCAGGUGCGGCUGCUGGUGGGCCUCCAUUAUCUGCCUCACGAGCAUGGCCCGUCGGCCCAGAAACUUCUCCAGGAUCUCACCUGGCUCAAAAGCAACUGCCACCUGGUCUGCGCCAACAGCAAGAAGAGUUCACCUCACAAGGUGGAUGAAUGGCGGGGUCGGGCCUCUGAGUUCCUGUCUCUGUGCGAAGACAUUGCGCAGCUGCACUGCAGCGUGGUGGGCGGGGCCAACCGGGCUGUGCUGUAUGACCUUUACCCGUAUGUGUGGGACCUGAGGAACAUGGCACUUGUGGCCAAGGCCUUCGUAUGCUGGCUGGAUGGUCGCGUCCUGAAUGACAGCGCCACCUUGGCCUCCUGGAGGAAUUGCUUCCACUUGUGCGGGAAGACCGCAGGAACGGACGUGCUGCGAGAGGAGUCGGAGCCGUGGGCGUUUAAAGGAGGCGUAUCCGGGGAAGUGCAGAUGCUUCUCCCAAUAGGCAGCAGCAGUGAACUCUUCACUCACCCUCCUCCUCUCUUCCCCACCUCGCGUCUCUACAACAUCAGGCCCUACCGCAGUAAGGACAAGGUGGAGUUGUACCGGAUGGUGCGUCAGCUUCACCUGAGGUCUCAGUGUGGCCAAGAGUCGGGUGCGUCUCAUCCGGAUGUCGUAGGAGACAGGUGCGGGUCACGUGAUCUGGAUCUGCACAGACACAGAUACGAGUCACAAGAGUCAUUUGGCUUGUUUAGGUGUCUGGGAGCAUGCCUGGCCUUGUGCCCCGAGUACAGCUUCAUCUUGGAGGAUGAGCUGGGCGUGUGCGGCUGUAUUUUGGGCAUCCUGGACGUCGGCUCUUUUGCCAAGAGGUGUCAGGCCAGCUGGUUGCCCGCCAUGAGGGACAAGUACAUGCCCAACGGAGGGCACGCAAACACGCAGGACUUAAUCAAGCUGAUGGAGGAGGACCAGGGAGAGUAUCCGGACUCGCUCCUCUAUCACUUCCCUUCCCAGCUGCGUCUGGACAACCUGCCCGAGCUGGUGGACGUCAGCGUCAGCCGCACCCUGCUCGUCACCCUCCUGGCGGCCCUCAAGGCCAACGGUUCUCAGGGCGUGUUCUGCGAGGUUCAGCCCACCGACCGCCAGAGGCUGGAGUUCUUGACUAAACUGGGCUUCCUGGAGAUCCUCAGAGGGGAAGCCAGGAGCAGAGAGGGGCUGGUGAUGGCCAGGCUGCUUUGAGGACAUCGUCUCUCACAGGCACACGCUGAAAAAGUCACCUUAGUCCAAACACACGCACACGCACGUGUCAAGACAAGCGUUCAGCAAUGAUGCACUUCUUUGCUUCAUGGUCGAUUUACAAAAUCAAACACUUAGAUGUCGUCUAAAGAUGUCGAGACAAAAAUAAUAAUAAUGAGGUGGGAGCAGAGUGUUCGGAUCAAAUCUGGAUUGAAACUGGCUUUAAUUACACCCCAAACUGUAAAGUGUGUCCUGCAUCCAAAAUAGGACGUCGUCUGCUAGCUCCUGGAGAAUUUUACACGUGCUUAGUUUAGAUGGGUGUUUAGAUGCAUGAAACCUUGUGUGGCUAUUCAUAAAAAUCAAAAAAGAAAUGACAUUAUAAAGAAAGCUUGGAUGUAAAAGUCACAGAGCUGUUUCAGCCGUGGUAGUUUUUAAGUCUUAAAACAUAAAACAUACUCCGAAUGCUAGUGCAUGUGAAUACAAACUACAUAGCGCACACAUAGAAAUGUUUACAUUGGCUUUUUUCUGAAUUCAACCUUGACAUUUCAUCACAGGCCAAAUGAGCUGCCGCUGAUGUCGCCUCCCUCGUGAAAUUACAAAAAAUGACAUCGUCAAAUGAGCAAAAACCUGCGGCAAGAAGCACAAACAACAGCACUCGCACUUCAACUGAACGUACGCACGAAGAAUGUUCAUUCGCUCAACAGACAAAAAGUUUGUGCAAGUAUUUUGUAUUCAUACUUUGCUUUGGGUUGUUUUCUACAAUUCACGCUCAAGCAAUCAAUCAAUUACAGACUGAAAAGCACUUUUGUAUGUUUCUUAUGACCAAACGCAUCAACGCUGUCUGUGAGAAGAGAAUAAAGUCCCACAUCUGAAAGCAUGUUGAUUCAAAAGAAAAGAACUAAAAAGCACUGUGGCAGAAAAGCUCAUAGGCGUAAUUAUAGAAGCAAUUUGAAAAGAAGUGUAUGUGGGGCGUGUUAAGGCAAUAAUCCUGGGAAAUAUGUUGAAAAUCAUCCACAGCGGCAGCAUUGUGGGAAAAGAACAUGCAGUUAUUCCUUCACUUGUGCACAAUAAUAAUAAUAAUAAUAAUAAAAGUUGCCUUCAGUUGUCA
Messenger RNA from Phyllopteryx taeniolatus (common seadragon), 3862 nucleotides. Its product is annotated as protein O-GlcNAcase. NCBI's taxonomy places the organism in Eukaryota, Metazoa, Chordata, Actinopteri, Syngnathiformes, Syngnathidae. Gene Ontology annotation, biological process: glycoprotein metabolic process. Gene Ontology annotation, molecular function: beta-N-acetylglucosaminidase activity. The transcript is spliced from 16 exons. Bases 289 to 2757 code for a protein of 822 amino acids. The record is from RefSeq and is a predicted model, not a curated record.